This is a messenger RNA of Magnolia sinica, 1521 nucleotides long. RefSeq lists its product as uncharacterized. Lineage: Eukaryota; Viridiplantae; Streptophyta; Magnoliopsida; Magnoliales; Magnoliaceae. The transcript is spliced from 2 exons. Bases 673 to 1515 code for a protein of 280 amino acids. The record is from RefSeq and is a predicted model, not a curated record.
CAGUUAGGGUGUGCCCAAGCACAACUCAGCCAAGAAUUCUAACUGGAACCCGACCAACCAACCCAACCAAUUAAAAUUCACCAAGCUUAGCUGGAUCUGGCUCGACCGAUUUAAAUUUAAAUGGGUCAGCCCCAGCUAACCCAACCCACCACGACUUAAUUGUACCUACAUGCGUGGGUCAGAUCUGGCACAGUUCUACCUAAGCUUGACCCAUUUACUUAAAUGUGAUCACAUUUCUGGUCAAGCCCAACUGUUACUCAUUUAGUUUUGCCUCAACCCACUUCAAAAGUCGGUCGGUCAAGUUGACCCAUGGGCUAACCUGACCCAUUGCCACCAUUGCAUUGAAAGGUUAAAGUGGGGACAUAUCACAUUCUAAUAUUACGUCUCAAUGUAUUCGAGCAAACCUCCUCAUGAGAUUCUUUUGCACUGUUAGCAGCAACUACUGCAGGGUACUGGACCACAUCUCAACCAUCAGUUGAGCCUGAGGAAAUCUCCAUUGCUACUCUGGUAGAAGAACAUCCCACAGAACUGCCCAAAAAGAUCAAAGAAACAUGCGAUGCCAUAUAUAUUGUUGUGGUCUUCCUCAAACACUUGAAGCAAUGGGCUGAAGAGGACAGAGAGAAAACAGACAAUAACGUCAUUUUGAAGCAUGGCCGUCACCUACUCUCAGAUAUGGCCCUGCUAGAUAACCAGCUCCUACUCGACCACGCCAUCAAUGUGAUCCAAAAUUUCGAUCAGGCAGUGAUGGAAACCUUAAAAUUCAUACCGAAAGACAGCAAGGGUUCAUCUCCUUCCACUGAUUAUUUGAAGCUUCCCUUCAACAGAGAGGACUUCCAUGAAGUGGUCUCUCUCUUUUGUUGGUAUUACUCCCCCUUCUACGCCGAGAAGAAGAAGUUCCACGGCCGCCUUGCCAAGGAAUUAAAUACCAAAAAUACCCUUCUUGAGUGCUUGCACUACUGCCUGGUGAAGCCCACCAAAGACGAUCAGGCGCUCUUGACCACCAAGGUAGCAAAGCCCAUUCCGACGGCCAAGGAGCUGGCCUGGUCUGGUGUGCGGUUCGAGGCGGACACAGAUGGAGCCAUUCAAGUCCAGUUCACCGAGCCCGUGUUCAAACUUCCUGCUCUGGUGUUCGAUACUAAGACGGAGACAGUGGUCAGCAAUCUGAUGGCGCUGGAGAACUCAAAGCAGCAGCAGCCGGUGACUCGGUACUUCCAGCUCAUGAACGAGCUGGUUGAUGACGUGGAGGAUGUUAGGGUGUUGAAGAGGUUUGGGGUUGUGAGGGGGAGGUGGAAGAGAGAGGGAGAUGUGGUGGAUUUUGUGAAGAAGGUGGGUAGCUUUGCAUCCCAUCCGUCCAUAUACCCAGCUGUGGAAGAUGAAAUUGGUAGGAUGAGGAAGUGGCAUGAUGAGAGUUCGGGAAAGUUCUUGGUCAGAUAUGGGUGGGCUUUGAGGUGGGCAUCUGUAGUCGCUGCCUCUAUUGUUGCAACGGCAAUAUUUGCCGCCAAAAGAAGGGGUUGAAUUCUG